UGUUUUUCUCAUCCUUCCCUAUUUAUUUUUCUUCUGUCGUUAUCCUGUCUGUUUGAUAUUGUUAGCUGCUUAAUUAGCUUUUUUUUAAUUUAAUUUAAUUUAAUUUAAUUUUAAUAAAACUGUUUUGCGUUUUGCACUUUUUUUUUGCAUUGGCUCCUCCUUCUGUAUAUAGUUUCAUCCCAUCGAGAUCACAGGGGGUCCGUGUGAGGAGGAGCAAAUUAUGCAUGUAAAUAUUGAUUAAUGCAUUCCUACAAUAUUUCUCUCAUUGAUUCUUUUGCUAAUUUUUAAUUAAGCAACCGAACCAAUUCGAUUAAGCUUUCGAAGCAUAGAGAGAGAGAUUUGGAAAUCAUGUUGCAGCAUAUGACCCAGCAGCAGCAGCAACAGCAGGCGCAGGAUGAAAUUUCUAGCCAGAUUAGCGCUCAAAUAUUUGAAUUUUGCGACCCGGAACUAUUCCAAGAGACCCUACAGAAUUCCGAGGUCACCACUUCUCCAAAUUGCUGCUACGAAGAAAAUUCAUCCUUUGCAACAAACCUUUCACUACCCCCAGAUAUAGAAACCACGUUCUGUAUCUACCCAGACAACAAUGGUAAUACUGACGCAAACAUUUCCCAAACCCCCACAACUAAUAGCACCAACACCACCACCACUGCUGCCAGCGUUCAUACCACCGCAACCACCACCACUAAUGCCACCAACAACAAUAGUGGCAACCUUUCCAUAAUCUUUGAUUCCCAAGAGGAAAUUGACAAUGAUAUAUCAGCUUCCAUUGAUUUUUCUCCAUCCCCACCCUUUUCGGUACCUUCGUUUCUCAUAAACCCGCAAGAUCAAUUUGAUUUCUCUCAAAUUCCAUUAGCAGAUCCUGUUGUUGAGGGAUUUUCACAGUACCCUGCCGAACCUGUACCAACUCUUAUGACAGCUCCAAUAGCAUCGGUUUUUGAAGAGGAUUGCUUGUCUUCAGUGCCUUCUUAUGUUCCUUUGAACCCUUCUUCUCCUCCCUGUUCAUUUCUCGGUCCUCCUAUGGGACCCUACAUGCCUACUGGGCCUAUAAAUCCUGCUGCAUUAUCAGCUGACGGUACUGGAAUUUUCACCAGCAGCAUUCUUAUGGCUUCUGAACUGCAACAGAAAGACUUGGAAUAUCAGGGAGACAGUGGCGGAAUUUUCUGUCCAGAUUCAUUAUCGAGGGUUUUUAACCCCGAAGAGCUUCAGGCACUUAGUGCUGAGAGUCAGCAACUGGUGAGUGGGGGUGGGAACUCUACUUCUUUACCAACUGAGAUUCCAAUAGCCGAAGACCCAAAUUUUAAAGUAGGCAAGCUCUCUGUUGAAGAGAGGAAAGAAAAGAUCCACAGGUACAUGAAGAAAAGGAAUGAGAGGAACUUCACCAAGAAAAUCAAGUAUGCCUGCCGCAAAACACUUGCUGACAGCAGACCUCGAGUCCGAGGAAGAUUUGCAAAGAACGAUGACUUUGGAGAGACCCACAGAUCUGCUGGAAGCAAUCAUGAAGAUGAUGAAGAUGAUGAAGUAGCUGUGAAAGAGGAAGAGGAUUUGGCUGAUUCUUCGGAUAUCUUUGCUCAUAUCAGUGGAGUGAACUCUUUCAAAUGCAGCUACCCAAUCCAGUCCUGGAUUUGAGUAGUAUAAUAGUGCUAGAUUAAUAACCUACCAAUUUUGCAGGACCCUGUUUCCACCAGUGAUGGUUUAAUAAAAAAUAUGAAUAAUUGGGUCAUUAUUUAUUAUUCAUGUAAAUAAUUGAGUCAGGAGGAAAGUAUAGAGAAAGUGCUUAACAAUGUAAAGUCUUUUGAUACUAUUUCUUGUACAAACUUCAAACCUUGUAAGGUGUACAUUUCAUGUCAUCUUACUUGAAUACUAGUGGAACCAUUGUAUCUA
Molecule: messenger RNA, 1881 nt
Organism: Malus domestica (apple)
Lineage: Eukaryota; Viridiplantae; Streptophyta; Magnoliopsida; Rosales; Rosaceae
Biological process (GO): regulation of flower development
Cellular component (GO): nucleus
Molecular function (GO): DNA-binding transcription factor activity; protein binding
Source: RefSeq, a predicted model, not a curated record